UCUAAAAGUUUUCGCACUUAUUUAGACACACCCUGUAUAAAUAGAUACAUAGAGUAAAAUUGUGUUCAGGUAGAGAUGAAUGAUGUAGUGGCCAACUUGAGAAAUGAGAUUCAGGUGAAAAACGAGAAGAUCUCGCAGUGCGAAAUGCAACUAAUUUGCAUGGAGCGAGAAGUCGGUAAUCUGACUGACAUGCUGAAAAGUAGUCUGAACAAUUUGGACGAGUCUAAGAUAGCGUAUGAGGGGAUUUGCGAGUACAACAAGUGCGAGCACGACACUUGCUUAGACGUCCAGAGCACGUUGUCCGCUUUAAAAGCGUUCAUAGCCGAGUUGGAGGAGUGUAAACUAGAACGACGCAAUCGUCUGCGGGAGAUAGAUAACUUAAAGGCUUAUGUGGCAUGUUACAGCCAAGAGUCCACCAGCGAGAUUACAAACACAGAUUUUGAUACCGGACACGGAUCGAUCCAGCCGGCUGCAGGUAUAUUCCGAGGCAUAAGUUUAAAUAAUAAUGACGCGCAUAGGAAUUAAUUCCACAUUGGCGGAUUGCAUAUUAUUACAUAUGGAUCGAUAUUACGAAAGACUCCGCGUCGAGUAAUUCCGGCGAUUGUCAUUCAUCGAAAGAACUGGUUAACGUUCAAAUUCA
Nylanderia fulva is the source of this 640-nucleotide messenger RNA. The record is from RefSeq and is a predicted model, not a curated record. NCBI's taxonomy places the organism in Eukaryota, Metazoa, Arthropoda, Insecta, Hymenoptera, Formicidae.